CUAGGCGUUGCCAUCAGUGAGUGAGGGUGUGGUGCUUUUUGUGCCGAAUGGCGUGGUAACCAUUGGGAAUUUAUCGCUUUUUAUCGGAUCUUUUAAAAAAGAAUGGGGUGUGGCCAACACUCUGGACGAUGUUUCCUUCUAACAGUAUGCAUUCUCCAAAUUAUCUCGACGGCAGAGCGGCAAGUGUUCGACUUCCUGGGGUACAUGUGGCUCCCCAUCAUCGCAAACUUCUUCAAUUUCAUCUUUGUGAUAUUCGGCUUUUUCGGCGCUUACCAAUACAAACCCAAGUAUAUUAUCAUUUACCUAGUAUGGCAGCUGAUAUGGGUCGGAUGGAAUACAUUCGUCAUCUGCUUCUAUCUGAAUAUUGGCAUUCUCGACAACAGCAAAGACUGGCUCAACUUUGGAACUGGGAGUGCUUCAUGGUGGGAGGUGAAUGGGAUUGGAUGUCAAGCAGUGUAUACAACUAACCUGACAAACCUAGACCCCCUACGACCAAUGCGACCCUUAGAGGUCAAUAACUGCCUCGUUGAUUAUAUUUACGUGGAAACUAUUCACGCUGGUAUCCAGUGUGCUUUUGCGACAUUUGGAUUGUGUGUGUCCAUUUACCUUAUAAAGAUCUUCUCCGAAGAGGACGACAGCUGCAAAGCUAAGAGUAGACCGACAUCAAUUUACUCUGUUGAAUACAGUCCCCAACGAGAGGGUAGCGAGUCGCCAGAUUUGGGCCUCGAUGACAGCCCUUACCAGCAGCCUAUGACACCUCGGCGAGUCAAGCGUCAGAGUCGCCACCGAGCCUCAGGCCGUUCACAAACUCGUAGUACUCAGGGGCGGUCAUCACAACGAUCCAGACGUCAUCAAUAUCUCAAUCCCGUAAACAGGCUUAUGGAUAAGGCAAAUGAGUCCUCCACUAGUACAGACUCUUACCAUCCUCCCAAUGGUACUAGGCCGCCUACUGGAGGACGACAAGGGCACUCUAAUCCUAUGUAUGUCCACUCCAGACCAAACUCGACGUAUUCCAUGAACAGUUCUCCCCCUGGGCAUGACCCUAUGGAGCGGCCUCCAUCUGUUCACUCUUCUUAUUCAAACUACCAUGGCCAGCGGCCUUCAAUAAACCCAAACCCAUAUGGUCGGCCACCUGUCCAGGCCAUAACUGCAGGUAUGAUGGGUGGGACUCAUCAGCGGCGGUCAAUGAUGCAUGCUAAUGGUCACACCAACAGUCAUAUCCCUCCGGGGCCAACUAGCACUUUAGGGUCCGUCCGAAGCUCUGUGUACAGUAAUAAUGGGACUAUAAAGGCUGAACGAGAGAGACCUCCACCAUAUAUGUUUGGUGUGAAUUCUGAAACUGUAAUAUGACAAGACAAAGGACGACAGCAGUGAGUCAGGUUAACUACGCACUGUGAAAUGCUUUUUUCUUAAAUGUUUUAUGAAUGUCCUUGGCCCAGAUUUUGAAAAGAGCUCGUGCAGUAAUGAAAACUUUACAGUUCACUUUUUAUAUACCUCUUUCACCAUAAUACUGCAUUUUGAAAUGGCUGUAGUCUGUUAAUCUGUUAAGAGGUGCAGAUUUGUGAAUUUGGGCCUUUGUCUGUGAUCUUCCAAAGAUUGUAUAUUGUGAAUACAUCGUAUUUUUAUCUAACAUUUGCUCACAUGCAUACUUUAUCAAUUUUCUACUACUUUAUUGCAUUAUCCAAGCUUAUUGCACAAGUAGGUUACUACUGCACUUUCUUCACAAGAUAACCAAAUGUCAUUAAUUACUAGGAAAAAAUGCUUAGUAUAGGUUUUACUUGUAAUGUAUACUGUCAUUCUAGUGUGUCAGCAGCCACUGCCAUUCAUCACUGCCUAUUUUAUAGAAGACAAGUUUAUCUUAGUCCACUACAUAUUAUUUAUAAAUAUUGUUUUUAAUUGGUUUGUUAUUAAACAAGCUAAAAUAUUGGCUAAUUAGCAUUUGUGAUGUAGUAAUCAUCUUCUCAUUAUUAUACUUUCCUGCCAGACUUGAGCCAAACUCAAAGAUGUUUUAUUGUAUUGAAUCUACAUUUGAAUCAAAAUUCUCUAGUAGAUAGACUUAAGAUUAAUUUAGUGUAAUUUAAUAUACAUGAUCUUUAUACUUGGAAACUUGUCCUCUGUUUUGCCGUCAGCAUCUUGAUAAUCCACCUUCAUGUUAGUGAUAGUUGUCAGUUAUUCAAAACUUUAGAACUGUACAGCUGUGUUUUCAUCAUGGCAUUUAUAAAGGUAUAUUAUCACAACGGCCAAUCGAAUUAACAAUGCCGUAAUGCAAACUGCUGAUGACAAACCACUUGGGCUAGUUCUAAAUAUACUCAAUGCAAAUAACAAGAAACUGAUGUUAGUAAAAUAUUGAAAAUAGUUUGGGUACCAACAAGUCCUCUUUCCUGUCAAUCUGAUCUGUAACUGCAUCUGAAGCCAGCACCAAUGGACACCCAAACUGUUCUUAAAAUGGAUUUUAUAUUAACAAAAAAACUUAGCUAUGGGAUAGUGACUUAAAGGAGGAAUUAGAGAACUGUACUUGAAACCUAUUUACCAUAAUGGUUUUGGAACAAUCAGGGUCACUGAGAAAUCAGUCUAAAGAACUUCCCCCAAAGAUUUCAACUUUGGGGACGUUCUUAACUUUGGGGUGCAACUUUCUUAACUAGAGGCACACUUUGAAGGACACUUGUGUGUCCUUGAACUUGAACAGGCCAUCCCUGCUGACGAGGUCGAAGGCCUGCGUCAGAUCUAUGAAGGCUACAAAGAGUGGCUACUUCUGAAUUUAAUAUUAUCAUUAUUGUACAGAAUUGUACACUGGAUAGAAAUGUAUGACAAUAUUAUACUGUGUUUUAUCUUAGUAACAGUAUUAAUGAAAUGGUUAUUGUAUCAAUAGUUAUUUAACAUUGUUUAUUUUUGUCAGUUGUGAUCAUAAGGAAUGCUGUACACCUACUGGUACCUUUGACACUGGGCUCUUUAGCUCAUUCAGAAGACUUAAAUUUAAAUUCUUGGUGGUUAAAAAUCAGAUACUGUCAUAGAAUUGUUUAACUUUUUGUUUAUUACACUCCUGAUUUAAUUGAGCUUAUAAACACAAACCCAACUUUGCUGUGUUUUUAUGGUCAUUUGACAUGUUUUUGUCAAUAGAAUUGGUAAAGUUUGGCGUGCGUGUGUUACAGUAUGAAGAAUUUGAUCUUUGGCAGACAAUUUCUCUUGGAUACUUGAAUAUUAAAUAUAAUUUCUUGAAUUGAGAUUAUUUUUUAGUAAAACUUGCAAUUAUAUGUGCAUAUAUUUAUUUUAUUUUGUAUCUUUUUAUUACCGUUUCUCAUUUUGAGGGAUUGUUAGGCAUUAGCCAGGAGGAAACUGGUCUCUUUUUAAGAACAAGAACUGAUUAACUUUCAUCAUGUAAACAGUAUCAAAAGCAGCACAGGUGCCAUAAAAUGUACACAGUAGCAUCCCAUUGCUUCAUAAAACCAUGUGUAAAGGGCUUCCUGUGAGUUGGCAUGAGUGUUUUAUAUCUUUAAUUUCACUUGGCUUUAUUCUCUACCACUUUUCACACUUGCUCCCCACUUAUACUUGUCAUGUAUUCCCAGGUUCUGGGUUUUCCUCUUGGAUUUAUUCUCCAUUUUAUCAAUUUAUUACCAGACAAUCUCGAAACCUUUCACACAAUCUUGCAAUUUACUAACUCUGCUGUGGAAGGCUGUGUAGUGAAUUUCAAUUACUUGUCCAUCCUUCAACCACCACAAAUGCAUAUUGGAUUAUCCAUUUCUACUGCUCUUAAUGUUGAUUUCUCACUACAGUUAUACCAGUACCUACAUGUGUACACAAGGGGUCAGCCUACCAUUCCUUCAUACAGGCCUCUGGCAGCAUCUCUUCCCAUUUUAUUCUACCUAACCAAGGAUUGGAUUGCACCAGAGACUUUUCUUCCCCAACUUGUUCUACUCUUUAACUUGUACAAUUUUCUUUUCCUGAUUAGACAAAAUACAUUAAAAUUACUAAGCCACUUCUAGAACUUUUUAUAGCAUGUAAAAUCUCUCUCCUCCACCAUCCCAAUUUUUCUUCAAUUUUAGUAAUCUUGCAUAGUGAAUAUAACUUUUAGCUGAAAUGCAUACUUUAUAUUUCUCAUUUUCUGAAAGAACCAAAUUGUAUAUAUGAAAUGUGGUAUAUAUGUGGUACUCCAUUUACUGCUAUCAUGUAUUUGACCUAAGACUAAUAAUUAUGGUCCAGUAUAUAAAAUUUGAUGAAUGCAGACACAUAUUUCUUGGUUAGAACUGUUUUUGCAGUUUAGUUUAACAGUUUAUUAUGAGAAGAUUGUUCAAGGCCUAUAUUGACAAGGAAAUAAGGUGGUGUCGAGAAGAAAAUUGUGUGAAACGGGUGUGAAUGAUGAUGACUAGAUGGCAUAAAUUGGCAUAAUACCUAGGCUAUGUGAUGUAAGUGGAAUUUGUGCAAUCAAAAUUGAGAGUAGGAUCAGCCAGGGUAAAGAAAGUAGCUGGUGCUAAUAAAGCUGUGGUUAAAAAAAAAAAAAAAAAAUCAGAGGGUUGUAUAGAGUUAGUGCAGACACUUGUGAACAAAUGUAAGUUAAGGGUUGGGUAGUGAAAGCAGAUAGAGAACACCCCCCCCCUGGAGUAGUUUUUGGGGAACGGGUAUAUUUAUUCCUUUAUCAUGAGAGAUGCAGAGUGCAAGAGUUGAACUGAAAGAUUGGAGAGCAUGUAGAGAUAGUUUGGGCAUGUUGAAUAGAUGGCAGACUAAUGGAGAGUGUAUUUGAGGGUACGAGGAAAGACAAGAUGAUGGGAGCACUUGUUGAGGAAGUGGGGAGUAUGAACAUUUACACAGGAUAUGGUAAGGAACAAGGCUAGGUGUAAGGAGGGAGUGAAUGUAUUUAAUACUGAAUGACAAUUCACAUGGAGCACCAUAUAACUGGUCUUGUGCAGUGGUGGCUGAAGUUGCGAUAUACUAGACAUGGAUAAACAAGCACAUAUAUGAUCAUGAAUUUAAAAUUAAAUUUUCUUUUUAAAAUCAAACUUUUUUCUUCAGGCUUAUUUAUGCCUUCCUGUUCCAUAAAUGUGGGAAACGGUAACAGACUGAAUUAAAAAUGUGUAUUCAACUAGCAAGUCAUAAAGCAGGAUUAGCCAAGAAUAGUGUUCAUACAGGCUGUACUCCAAAAAUUAUAGUAUCUAAUUUUCUACAACAAAUGGAAUGUAGAAGAUGUGGCCUUUUGCACACCCCUUAAAUCAUUCUGUACUAAUUUUGUAGAGGGUGAAAAAGAAAGAACCAAAGUACAUGGUUGUACUAAAUUAGACAGAGGACAGGUUGUUUAAUUUCAUGGUUUUAGAAUUUUAGUAACACACAUUUUACUUUUGGGUACAAUUUCAUAUAUUGUACUAUCCAUCCAUAGUAGCUAUUAAGAUGUAUCUGGAGGAUGGGUUGACAUGACCAGGAUAGUGUGCAAAUAAGAAAGAAUCCAGGGUUUGUAAUAAAAUACUUUUUCUUGUCAAAUAGACUAACAUUAACUUCAGUUAUGUGCAUACAAGACCAUCACCUAAUACAAUAUGAUGUCUUCCUUCCAGGUGGAGGGAUAAAAGAAUUGGUUAUCCUUGCAUAUUUGUUCAAAUACUGUACUUGAUUAGAAAUUUAUUUUAAAAAUUAUAGGAACUUAUUACCAUACACACUUUAUUGCGAUAGUUGUUCACUAUCCAUUGGAAGGUUAUGUAAAUAUUUAAUUCAUACAUAAAAUGUAAAGUACAUUUGACUAGAGAGUAGUGUCAUGUGAAGUAGUUUGAAAAGUCCUGUAUAUGACUAAUGAAUUUCUGUAAUGUCAAACUAAGAGCAGUUCAUGAAUAUUUAAUUGAUGAAUUUAGUUCUGUGCAUUUUGAAAGACCACAAAUUUCACCAGUCUGCAAGGGAUCGAUGCAUAAAGUUGUAACCUGUAUUUAUAUGUAUUUGUGAAGCUAAACUUUAUUCAUGACUUUAUUGCAUGUAUAUUCUGUAAUGUUUGGUUUUGAUUGAUGCCAAAUGUUUUAUGAUCUCAUUUAUUGUGAAGAAUAGAUUAGGAUACAGUCAGGUUUUUUCCAACGUAAUUGUUACGUCUAGAUUCACCUAUGCACGUUAUUUGCAACAUGUAAAUAUGUAUGAUAUGUACAGUUGUGUAUAUUUGUGUAAAUAUAACUAUAGGCUAAUGAAAAUAAAACUACAGUUACUGUUUA
Procambarus clarkii (red swamp crayfish) is the source of this 6173-nucleotide messenger RNA. RefSeq names its product Sodium/potassium-transporting ATPase subunit beta-1-interacting protein (gene NKAIN). Gene Ontology annotation, biological process: regulation of sodium ion transport. The record is from RefSeq and is a predicted model, not a curated record. Lineage: Eukaryota; Metazoa; Arthropoda; Malacostraca; Decapoda; Cambaridae.